AUGAAGGAGCUUGACAAAUUGGAUAAGCGAAUAAGGCCUUAUUUGCAGAAAAUUGGAUAUCAUAAAUGGUCAAGAUUCUACUCCAAAAACAAAAGGUACUCGGUAAUGACUUCCAAUAUUGCUGAGUCACUUAAUGUAGCCACUGUGGCAACUAGAGAACUACCUGUCACAACACUUUUGGAGUGUUUGAGUGGAUUACUCCAAGAUUGGACAUACACUAUUAGGAAACUAGCUCAAAAAAAAAUGACAAGAUUGACACCAGUUGCAGAACAAGCACUCACCAACAACUUCGUAUACUCCUUGAGAUUAACUAUAAAGCCAGCAAAUGAAUAUUUGUUUGAGGUAUUUAAAGAAGAUAAGUCAUGGAUUGUAAAUCUUAAAGAACGAAUUUGCACUUGCAAUAGAUUUUAA
Molecule: messenger RNA, 411 nt
Organism: Humulus lupulus (European hop)
Lineage: Eukaryota; Viridiplantae; Streptophyta; Magnoliopsida; Rosales; Cannabaceae
Exons: 2
Coding region: 1-411 (136 amino acids)
Source: RefSeq, a predicted model, not a curated record